This is a messenger RNA of Humulus lupulus (European hop), 939 nucleotides long. RefSeq lists its product as uncharacterized. The record is from RefSeq and is a predicted model, not a curated record. Gene Ontology annotation, biological process: proteolysis. Lineage: Eukaryota; Viridiplantae; Streptophyta; Magnoliopsida; Rosales; Cannabaceae. Gene Ontology annotation, molecular function: cysteine-type peptidase activity. Bases 206 to 841 code for a protein of 211 amino acids. The transcript has 2 exons.
UACGACAUUAACACGAUAUUGGUACGAUAGAAGGUUUUAUUGUUACUAUAUUCAUGUACGAUUGGGGUACGAUAAUGGUACGAUUGGGGUACGAUAGUUACUAUAUUCAUGUCUGAUAGUUUUUUGUUUGUUUAUUUUGGUACGAUAUUGUGGUUACUGACUUAAUUUUCCUUUAAUGUAGCAUUUAGAUGCAGCAUUCCAUCUCAUGAGGAGGCGUCUAGAAUUUUAUCCUAACGUGUACCCUCAUAAAUGUGUUGUUAUGCCUACAAUUUUUCCCGAAUCAUUGAAGGGUCGGUGGGACGCUUUUCCAGGUUCUGACUACUCUAGAUUUAGUUGGGAUGACAGUAUAUUGGACCUGGUUAGGGGUGAUGCAGUCCAGUUCUUACCGAGUUGGCAGAACAAGGAGUUCAUUUAUUUUGCCCUCUUCUUGAAAGACCAAAUGCAUUGGGUAGCUGUAGAGGCAGACCUGAAUGGGUGGAUGCUCAACAUCUUUGACUCCAGUAUUGGAUCAAUUUCCGAAAACGAUUUGAUCAGCUUGAUGGUUGACUGGUGUACCAUUCUCCCGUCGGUCUUGCGACAGUUCGGUUUAUUUGAGAACCAUGACGUUAUACUCGCGCCUCAGUUGACAGCAUCAGAGAGUCAGGUCAGACCCUUCGAUUGGAAACUCAUUCCACGUGAAUUCGUACCGCAAACAAAAUCCAGUGGCGAUUGCGGAUGUUACGUAAUUGAGCAUAUUGAACAUAAGCUUCUACAACUACCAUUUGAUAAUGUAACUGACAAUAAUAUGAAACUUUUUAGGCAAAGGUGGUGUGUAGACUUAUUCUACCAAAACUUAUGUUGAACGGUCUUAAUUUUUUUGAAUUGUAUAAUUUUUUUGAUUGCUCUUUUUGUAAUUACUACAUUUUAAUGUGCUUAAUCUUUGCAUCGUACUAUCGUCGA